AUGAACCCCCUAACAACAGCCAUCGCCCUCCUCUCAACCUCCCUCAUCCUCACCACCGCCGCCCUCUGCCGCCCCUCCGGCCUCCUCGGCCUCGGCGACUCCCUCCGCACCUUCCCCCCAGACUACCAAUUCAUCCUCCUCGCCCGCAACACCUCCGGUUCGCUCCUCGGCAUCUCCACCCCCACCACAGCAACAGACCCCUCCUCCGCGCCCCUCACCCUCACCGACGCCAGCGCCUCCCUCUUCGGCCUCACCCGCUUCGAACUCAUCAACGGCAGCCUCCGCACAUACAACGAACCCUACCGCUUCGUCGUCACGCAGAACAACCCCCUCCUCGCUCCUACGCAGCUCUUCGCGAGUCCUGAUGGCACUGGCCAGAAAGUCUCCGUCGUGGCGAAUAAUGUCUCCUGUGAUGGGGCGACGGGGUAUGCGAUUAGGUUCCAGGGCGCCGUGCCGGUUAGUAGUGGGAGUGGGAGUGUUAAUGGGACGUUUGCGGUGGGGAGUACGGUGACGAGUCCGAUUUUGGAGCCUUUGUUACCGAUUAGUGUUCUGAGUCCGAUUGAUUUGACGCUGAAGUUCUUUUGA
Molecule: messenger RNA, 585 nt
Organism: Zasmidium cellare ATCC 36951
Lineage: Eukaryota; Fungi; Ascomycota; Dothideomycetes; Mycosphaerellales; Mycosphaerellaceae
Exons: 2
Coding region: 1-585 (194 amino acids)
Source: RefSeq, a predicted model, not a curated record